This is a messenger RNA of Corylus avellana, 3501 nucleotides long. The record is from RefSeq and is a predicted model, not a curated record. NCBI's taxonomy places the organism in Eukaryota, Viridiplantae, Streptophyta, Magnoliopsida, Fagales, Betulaceae.
UCAGAGUCUCGGACAACAGACCAAGAAAAAGAAGAGGUGGUAGUAGAAUUAUUGAAGCGAAAAAACUCGGUUUUAAGACGAAAUUCUUGUUUUCACAAACCUAAGAGAACUGGGUUGUGUCUCUCUGCAUCAAAUAUUUCUCAAACAGAGUCUCUCUCUCUCUCUCUCUUUGGGAGAGAGAAGCUAAGAGAUUUCUCAGUGUUCGUGGGGUUUCUUGACUCUACUGAGAAAAUGAAAUGCCAUCUGUUACGUAAAACCAAGACCCUGGUUUUGUUUUUACUGUUUUUUCUGUUUUGCAACUCUUCUUCGGUUUCCGGCAAGGUGUUUCCCGAGAAAUCGAUUCUGCUGGAAUUCAAGAACUCUGUUUCUGACCCUUCUGGGAUUCUCUCUGGCUGGAACUCCGACAACCCGGAUCACUGUUCCUGGUUCGGGAUCUUCUGCGACUCGAAUUCCAGGGUUUCCGAGAUCAGUAUCACUGGUGGUGGUGGUGGUGGUGGUGGCUACAGAGGUAAUUCUUCUCAAGCUCUUUCUUGCUCUGAGUUUUCUGAGUUUCCAUAUAAUGGCUUUGGAAUUAGAAGAACUUGUUUAAGUGGUAGUGGAAAAUUAGUAGGCAAUUUGUCAGCUUUGAUUGGGAAACUCACUGAGCUUAGAGUUUUAUAUCUGCCUUGUAAUGGUCUUAGGGGUGAACUUCCUGUGGAAAUUUGGGGUUUAGAAAGGUUAGAGGUGCUUGAUCUUGAGGGGAAUUCGUUGACUGGGAAAUUGCCUUUGAGAUUUCCGGGUUUGAGAAAAUUGCGGUUUUUGAAUCUUGGGUUCAAUAGAAUUGAGGGGGAGAUUCCUAUUUCACUUUCAAAAUGUGUGGAUUUGGAGGUCUUGAAUUUAGCUGGUAAUAGAGUGAACGGGUCGAUUCCUGGUAUUUUUGGUAGUUUUCCGAGGUUGCAGGGGCUUUAUCUGUCCCAAAAUAAGUUAACUGGGGAUUUUCCGGAUGAAUUUGGAUAUAACUGUCCUAGUAUUGAACAUCUUGAUGUGUCUCAGAAUUUCCUAGAAAAUCAGAUUCCGCCUAGUUUGGGAAGUUGUGGGCGUUUACGGACACUCAUGUUGUUUUCAAAUAUGUUGGGUGAUGUCAUUCCUAGAGAGCUUGGUCGGCUUCAAAGGCUUGAAGUUUUAGAUGUUUCUAGAAACAGCCUUAGCGGUCCAAUCCCUGCUGAGCUUGGACAGUGCCUCAACUUGUCGGUUCUUGUCCUCUUGAAUCUUUUUAACCCACUUCCAACCGAUGGAAAUUCAAGUGGAGAUUCAUCACCUGAUUCUCAGGGCGAGUACAAUUAUUUUGAAGGCUCAAUUCCAAUGGAAAUUACAACCCUUCCAAAGUUAAGAAUUGUUUGGGCGCCUAGGGCUAAUCUGGAAGGGAAGCUUCCAAGCAACUGGGGUAGUUGUGAGAACCUGGAAAUGGUGAACUUAGCUAUGAACCUUUUCAGUGGAGAGAUCAUUGGAGUGUUUGAGAGAUGCAAGAAGCUGCAUUAUCUUGAUUUGAGCUCAAAUAAGCUUACCGGAGAGCUCGAUAAGAAACUUCCAGUUCCUUGUAUGACCCUUUUUGACAUUAGUGGGAACCUCAUGUCAGGGCCUAUUCCCAAAUUUAAUUACAGUGUGUGCAGCUGUAUGCCCUCCUCCAAUUCAGAUCUUCUUGGAGCUCACAACUCAUCAUUUGCAUAUCUAUCGUACUUUACUUGCAAAACUAGUCUUGGAGCUCCUUUGCCAUUUUCUGGUGCUAGGUUUAUGAUUCACAAUUUUGGUGGGAACAACUUCAGCGGUCCACUGCUAUGGCUUCCAGUUGCAGCAGAGAGAUUGGAGGAGCAGACUGAUUAUGCAUUUCUUGCUGGUGGAAAUAAUCUGAAUGGAUCAUUUCCUGGAAGUCUAUUCGGAAAAUGUGAUGGAUUAAAUGGAAUGAUUACUAAUAUUAGCAACAACAAAUUUUCGGGUAAUAUCCCCUUGAAGAUCGGUGCAAUGUGUAGAUCUCUUAGAUUCUUGGAUGCCUCUGAGAAUCAAAUAUCUGGGUCAAUACCCCAAAGUCUUGGAGAUUUGAAGUUCCUUGUUGUUCUUGACUUGAGUGGGAACAAACUUCAAGGUCAGAUUCCAACAGGUGUUAGUCAUAUGAAGCAUCUUAAGUAUCUUUCCCUGGCUGGUAACAACCUGACUGGUGCCAUCCCUGGCUUCACAGGUUUUAGCUCCCUUGAAGUGUUAGAACUUUCAUCAAAUUCUCUUUCUGGUGGGAUUCCAGAAAGUAUUGCGGACUUGAGAAAUUUAACUAACCUUAAUGUGAUGAAUUGCAGUGUACUCCAAGGAAACCCUUUCCUUUCCUCUUGUCCUGUAGUCUCCUUGAUGGUACCAUCUCCAUCUCUGCCAGAUAGCAAUGGGGAUUCACAAAGAAAUGUAACUUCCCCAUCAGAAAGAGUUAGUAAUAGAUUGAGCUCGAUUGAGAUUGCAUCCAUAACUUCUGCUUCAGUCAUUGUCUUAGUUCUUCUAGCUCUAAUCAUCCUUUUCUUUUACACGCGAAAAUGGGUUCCAAACUCCAGGGUGCAGGUUUCUGAAUCGAGGGAAAUUAGAGUUUUCAUUGACAUUAGGGUUCCACUGACAUUCGAGAAUAUUGUUUGCACAACAGGAAAUUUCAGUAAUGGCAACUGCAUUGGGAGUGGAGGUUUUGGGGCCACUUACAGGGCUGAAAUUUCUCCAGGAGUCAUAGUGGCUGUAAAGAGGCUUGCUGCUGGAAGGUUCCAAGGUGUACAACAGUUCCAUGCUGAGAUUAAGACACUUCAGAGGGUGAGACACCCUAAUCUUGUAACUUUAAUAGGUUACCAUGCUAGUGAAACAGAAAUGUUCCUCAUAUAUAAUUAUUUGCCUGGAGGUAAUUUGGAAAAUUUUAUUAAGGAAAGAUCCAGAAGAGUUGUUGACUGGAAGGUUCUUCACAAGAUUGCUCUGGAUAUAGCCCGCGCACUUGCUUAUCUGCAUGACCAGUGUGUUCCGCGCAUUCUACACCGUGAUGUCAAGCCAAGUAAUAUAUUGUUGGACAAUGACUUCAAUGCUUAUUUGUCUGACUUUGGGUUAUCAAGGCUUUUGGGAACUUCUGAAACCCAUGCAACAACCGGUGUAGCGGGGACAUUUGGGUAUGUAGCGCCUGAGUAUGCUAUGACCUGUCGUGUAUCUGAGAAGGCUGAUGUUUACAGCUAUGGUGUUGUGCUGCUUGAAUUGCUAUCAGAUAAGAAGGCCUUGGAUCCUUCAUUUUCUACACACGCAAAUGGUUUCAAUAUCGUUUCUUGGGCGCGCAUGCUGGUAGGGCAGGGUCGGGCUGAGGAUUUCUUCACAGCUGGGCUUUGGAAUGCAGGUCCCCAGGACGCUCUGGAGCACGUAUUGCACUUGGCUGUCACAUGUACUGUUGAGUCCCUCUCCCACAGGCCUACAAUGAAGCAAGUUGUCCAAAUUUUGAAGCGAAUUCAGCCUUCAUCAGGCUAG